UGUUUUGAAGAGCAAGCUGACUGUUGCCAUUGGUUACUGCCUGGGCCUUUGCGUUCCAUUCUCGCAACCGCGGCUAAGCUCGCGUUGUGCGGAUCCGUCACACCUUCCCCUAGGGUUGUGGCUCCCCAAGAAGCCUUGCAGCUGAGGAGUGUGUGAUGGUGGUAGGCACGGGCAAGCUUCGCCAGGGAACUUUGUAAGCGGAACAGGACCGGAGGAAGAAGGCUUUGGGACAGCGCUCUAACAAGCUUACAAUGGAAAAAUAUGAGAUCCUUGGACUUGUGGGAGAAGGAAGUUAUGGAAUGGUGAUGAAAUGCAGAAACAAGGAGAAUGGCCGAGUUGUUGCCAUCAAAAAAUUUUUGGAAAGUGAAGAUGAUAAAAUGGUUAAAAAAAUUGCCCUGAGAGAAAUAAAAUUUCUCAAGCAAUUAAGGCAUGAGAACUUGGUGAACUUGCUGGAAGUCUGUAAGAAGAAAAAACGAUGGUAUCUGGUGUUUGAAUUUGUAGAUCACACAAUCCUUGAUGAUCUUGAGAUGUUUCCCAAUGGCUUGGAUUAUAACAGAGUUCGAAAAUACUUAUUUCAAAUUAUAAAAGGGGUAGGAUUUUGUCAUAGUCAUAAUAUCAUACACAGGGAUAUUAAACCUGAGAACAUAUUGGUCUCCUGUUCGGGAAUUAUCAAACUCUGUGAUUUUGGAUUUGCUCGAACUCUGGCAGCUCCUGGUGAAGUUUACACAGAUUAUGUGGCAACACGGUGGUAUCGAGCACCUGAGCUAUUAAUAGGUGAUAUCAAAUAUGGCAAGGCUGUUGAUGUUUGGGCCAUUGGCUGCCUGGUAACUGAAAUGCUUACAGGAGACCCCCUUUUCCCUGGAGACUCUGAUAUUGACCAGUUAUACCAUAUUAUGAAAAGUCUAGGUAACUUAAUUCCAAAGCACCAGGAGUUAUUCUACAAAAACCCUCUCUUUGCUGGAGUGAGAUUGCCUGAAAUCAAAGAGUUAGAACCUCUUGAAAAACGAUACUCAAAACUCUCCAUUGCAGUCAUAGAAUUUGCAAAGCAAUGUCUGCAAACUAAUCCAGAAAAGAGGCCGUCUUGUAAUGAACUGCUACAGUGCAACCUCUUUAACAAAGAUGGGUUUGCUGAAAGAUUUGUUCAAGAACUUAAAAUCAAGAUUCAAAAAGAAAAAGAACAUGCUGUACCCAAGAAACCAAAAAUAAAUAAGAAGGACAAAGAUGAUAUAGGCGAUGAAAGAAAAAUGCUUUUAAUCCAGGAUUUAGGUGUGAAUUCAAAGCUCAGAGACUCCAAGCUGUUCAGAAUGAAAGUAUCUAAGGCUGACAUACUGAAAUCUGAAAGGUCAUCACGUAUGAGUUUCCUGUAUGAUAACAGUGCUGGGCAAUUUAAUACAAUUCCAACAUAUAUACAGGAUUCAAACAGUAGCCUAGAAUAUGUGAAGAAUCCAAGCAUGGUAAUUCCUCCCAUUGCACAGAAUUAUUCCACCACACAAUCCAGCAUCGAUGGGACUCCCACAAUAGGGACAACAUUGGCAAGCCAUAAUUACAGAAUUGAUGAGAAAAGCAAAAUAUAUUUCAAUCCUUGUAUCAAGCAAGGCAAACAAUCACCAGCAGGUCACUAUAAUGUGAACUUAUCAGCAUCGAUGUCAAAAGAGAACAAUGCUCUUCAGUCCCUCAAAAAAAAAAGGGAGUUUUCUAAAGCAGAUGUCCAUUUGCCAGAGCUUAAUUACAGCCAUCUUCCUGAACUCAAAGGUGUGGAUGUUUGGAAUUCCAGAUUUCUAAAGAAAGAAAGUAAAAUUGUUCCAGAGUCUUGCAUGCCGUCUCUUGCCACAAUAGAUCUUCAGAAUCCAAACCUGGCUCUGCAUCAGAUAUCUGGAAGCUCCUUGCAAGAUACGUCAGAAGCCACCUUCCCCAAGGAAAAAGAACCAGGCUGGCCAUCCAGUAUAAUUGUCCUCAAUAUCUUGCACCUUGCAGAACCAAGUAAGUAUUGUACUUCAAGGAUCAAUAGAAGAUUUACAACAACUAAAUGCUGGCUGACAGAUAUGUUCAUCUCCAAGAUACAGCAAGAAUUGAGUCAAUCAAACGCAGCUUUGCCCAGGAAUGGAUGAAUGUUGGGUUACUUGAACCAAAGCCAUUUGCAAAGAUAACUGCAUGAGUAAUCCAUGAAUUAAUCUGUUUCUUCUGCAGUUUGUUUCCAAUACAAAUGCAGGGGGUAUAUUAAGCAGCAGGUUCAAGAUUGUUGCAGUCUGAAUAAUUAUAAACUUCAGGAGCAGAAGCUUCACUCAGCACCUCUUUGAUGUGGGUUUUGUUGCUGAAUAAGAUUUUGGAAGGAAUAGAGCUCUGUUAUUCAGGCAGUAGUUAACAUUUUUCCCCAAUCAUAAGUUGUAACUUUUACCUGAUAGUGGUAUUGAGUUACUUAUCUAGCACACUUUGAAAACAAAAUUCAAAUUGUUGGGUCUCUGGAACAAGUAUUCCUAUUUUUUAAAAUAUUUAGAAAUACAAAUAUUCUGUCAAACAUUUAUGAUAUAGUUACCAUUACCAAGUCUUGGUGGGAUGAAACUCAUGCCUGGAAUGUACUUUUGGAAGGAUAUAAACUGUUCAAAAGAGGAGGUGGA
Molecule: messenger RNA, 2615 nt
Organism: Protobothrops mucrosquamatus (brown spotted pit viper)
Lineage: Eukaryota; Metazoa; Chordata; Lepidosauria; Squamata; Viperidae
Gene: CDKL2
Product: cyclin dependent kinase like 2
Exons: 15
Coding region: 252-2108 (618 amino acids)
Biological process (GO): protein phosphorylation
Cellular component (GO): nucleus
Molecular function (GO): cyclin-dependent protein serine/threonine kinase activity; ATP binding
Source: RefSeq, a predicted model, not a curated record